ACUAGCCGCACCACCCAGGAGACAGAGAGGAGAGGAGAGCUGUGAGCGGCGGACCGAGCAGUGGGACUGACUGACUGGAAACUGGUCUCUCUUCCUCUUUCUUUCCUCCUUCCCUCCUUGACGAGCGAGGACGUAUAUCCUGCUGUUGCGCGAACCCCGUGGACAGUCUUUAACGAGUGACAGCAUUUAAACUAGUAGCAUCAUCCAGACUUUUCUGCAGAGAUGGAUGUACCAGGCUUUGCGCACAACAUCACCAGUCCAUUAAGUCCAUGCGAGGGCAUGAUCAAGGACCUCAGCUUGGACGCCAUACAAUUAUGUGAACGAGAUGGGAGUAAAGCCCAGGAUGGCAGCCUAACCGAGGAGGAGCUCCCCGUUCCCCAGAACAUCAAGAUAAGCAACAUCACCUGCGACUCCUUCAAGAUCUGCUGGGACAUGGAGGCGCGCAGCAAGGAGCGCAUCACACACUACUUCAUUGACCUGAACAAGAAGGAAAACAAAAACUCCAAUAAGUUCAAACACAAGGAUGUUCCCACCAAACUCGUGGCCAAAGCAGUGCCCUUGCCCAUGACGGUGCGGGGCCACUGGUUCCUGAGUCCCCGCACUGAGUACACCGUGGCCGUCCAGACUGCAUCAAAACAGACCGACGGGGACUACGCCAUCUCUGAGUGGAGUGAGAUCAUUGAGUUCUGCACUGCCGAUUAUUCCACAGUGCAUCUAAACCAGUUGAUGGAGAAGGCGGAGGUCAUCGCUGGGCGGAUGCUGCGUUUCAGUGUCUUCUACAGGAAUCAGAAUAAAGAGUACUUUGACAACGCAAGGGAGGCACAGGAGAACCGGAUGCAGCCUUCAGUGAAAGACAACAGCGGAAGCCACGGCUCACCCAUCAGUGGCAAGCUGGAGGGCAUUUACUUCAGCUGCAACACAGAGUUCAACACUGGCAAGCCCCCGCAGGACUCCCCUUACGGCCGCCAACGCUUUGAGGUGGGAGCUGAUCUGCUCUUCAACCCUGAAACCAGCUUGUACUUUGGAGACUUCUACUGCAUGUACACAGCCUACCACUUCGUUAUCCUGGUGCUUGCGCCAAAGGGCUCCAGAGGCGACGAGUUCUGUAAGCAGAGGCUUCCUGCGCUUGACAUCACCAACAAUCGAUUCCUUACCUGCAAGCAGAGUGAAGAGGGUGAGGGUCUGGUGUUCCACCACGCCCAGGACGUCAUCCUAGAGGUGAUCUACACGGAGCCUGUGGACCUGGCGAUAGGCACGGUGGCGGAGAUCAGCGGGCACCAGCUGAUGAGUCUGUCCACGGUAAAUGCCAAGAAGGACCCCAGCUGCAAGACCUGCAACAUCAGUGUGGGACGCUAAAAAAAAAGGCUGAAUGUAAACAAAGGAGGAGGACGGAAGGACUAGAGGUGACUGACCUCUUAACACACACACAGGAAGUCCACAUGUACUGAUGAAGCAGACCAACACAUGCAUGAAGCAGCAGAUUUAGUAGGCUCACACAAACAUAUCUCUGACACCGCUCUGUACUCUAAAGAGACCAUCAUUCCCAAAGAAGAGUGGAGGGGGAAAAAAGAGGAAGUGCUCACGCUGACACCUGCACUGUUGUCUCCUCAUCUUAAAAGGGUUAAAAACAUUCAUGAAACUGAGCAAUCAAAACCUGGGACACCAACAACACAGAUCCAUCCAUCCAUCCUUCAAGUCAACACUGGCAUACUGACCAAACCCUUUAACUGUACUAACCAACACGGGCUGCUUCUGUUCAGUUUCCUGGUGUUUCUUUGAAAAGUUGUCUCAUAUUUUGUUAUUGAUCUUUGCCUUGUUAUUAUUGAUAUGCUCUUUUUCGAAGGUCCACAGCCUGUGUGGACAAGCAUUCUCUCGUUUCCACUUACUUUGACUGUCAUUAUAGAAAUGUUCUGUUCUUACUCUACAGUAGACAAUUUCAGACUUUUGUUUACCUCCAACUAGUGGCACAGACUGGUACUACAAUUGUAUAGGGCUGCAGCAUUGAGAGACAUCUUUCUUUAAACCAAAGGUAUUAAAACAAGAAGUGAAGCCGCUGUGGAAUCUUAGCAGUACUAAUGCAACAGCCUCUAAAUUGUGUAUUCACAGAGAGUCUUUGAUGGCUGAGUGUGAACUAUUUGUAAACUUGUUAACCUUUAAGACAAAGCAUGAUGCAGUUUCUGUGCAGCAUGCGUAUGAAAGCUGUCAGUACCUCUACCAUGGCAACUUCUUCUGCAUCAGUUGCUCUUACUUUGUUGUAGUCGGAGGAAAGGAAGAAAGUAGAACCAUAAACUGUGUUUAGCAGAAUAAAUGUGAAAAAAUA
Notolabrus celidotus (New Zealand spotty) is the source of this 2320-nucleotide messenger RNA. Its product is annotated as phytanoyl-CoA hydroxylase-interacting protein-like. The transcript is spliced from 5 exons. Bases 223 to 1356 code for a protein of 377 amino acids. Lineage: Eukaryota; Metazoa; Chordata; Actinopteri; Labriformes; Labridae. Gene Ontology annotation, cellular component: cytoplasm. Gene Ontology annotation, molecular function: protein binding. The record is from RefSeq and is a predicted model, not a curated record.